CCGCGCCCCGCUAAGCCCCGGGGAGGCUGCAGGCUGGACAGUGGGAACGGAGAGCUGACAGGAUGAUCCCUGUAGCUGAGUUCAAGCAGUUUACGGACCAGCAGCCGGCCUUCAAGGUGCUCAAGCCCUGGUGGGAUGUGCUGGCUGAAUACAUCACGGUGGCCAUGCUCAUGAUCGGGGUCUUUGGCUGCACCCUGCAGGUGACACAGGACAAAAUCAUCUGCCUUCCCAACCAUGCCCCCGCUGGUGCCCCCCUCUCUGACGAAACGUGCCAGAAUUUCGCCAGGAAGAGCCUCAAUGCCUCUGAGCCAGACACACCCCAGUCCUCCCGGGAGAUGAGCGGCCUGCGCAACAACCUGGACAUCCAGCAGUACAGCUUCAUCAACCAGAUGUGCUACGAGACAGCUCUGCACUGGUACGCCAAGUACUUCCCCUACCUGGUGGUCAUCCACACCCUCAUCUUCAUGGUCUGUGCCAGCUUCUGGUUCAAGUUCCCCGGCACCAGCUCUAGAUCGAGCACUUCUAUCUCCAUCCUCGGCAAGUGCUUUGACUCACCCUGGACUACCCGGGCCCUCUCUGAGGUCUCUGGGGAACCAGGAAGGGAUGAGCUCAAAGAAGGAAGACCAGCAGAGGAAGGGAAUCAAGGACGAAUGCCCAAGCCCCACCCUGCUCUACAGCCCGUCCAGUCCAUCUCCGAGAAGAAGGUAGCGGAGGACUCCGCAGUCAGCCUGUUGGACAAGAAGGAAGGGGAGCAGGCCAAGGCUCUGUUUGAGAAGGUGAAGUUCCGGCUGCACGUGGAGGAGGGAGACAUCCUCUAUACCAUGUACAUCCGCCAGACGGUUCUCAAGGUCUUCAAGUUCCUGAUCAUCACGGCCUACAAUGCCGCCUUGGUGCAGAACAUCCGCUUCAUCGUGCCCUGCAGUGUGGAGAUGGAGGACAUGACAGGCUAUGACCACUUCUGCUGCAACCACACCAAGGCUCCCCUCUUUUCCAAGCUGGCCAUCUGCUACAUCUGCUUGGGCAUCUAUGGCCUCACCUGCCUAUACACGCUGUACUGGCUUUUCCAUCGGCCCUUGAAAGAGUACUCCUUCCGCUAUGUGCGAGAGGAGACGGGCAUCAGCGACAUCCCCGACGUCAAGAAUGACUUUGCCUUCAUGCUUUAUCUGAUCGAUGAGUAUGACUCCCUCUACUCCAAGCGCUUCGCUGUCUUCCUCUCCGAGGUCAGUGAAAGCAAGCUCAAGCAGCUCAACCUCAACCAUGAAUGGACGGAGGAGAAGCUGCGUCAGAAGCUGCAGCGGAAUGCCCUGGGCCGCCUGGAACUCCACCUCUUCAUGCUGUCCGGCUUGCCUGACACAGUCUUUGAGCUGACCGAGGUGGAGGCCCUGAAGCUGGAGAUGCUCAAGGAUGUGACUUUCCCACCACUGGUGGCCCAGCUUGUCCACCUCCAGGAGCUCUCCCUGCUGAACUGCCCCAUCAAGCUGCCAUUUGCCUCCCUGGUCUUCCUGCGGGACCACCUCAAGGUGAUGCAGGCCACCUUUGAUGAGAUCAAGGAUGUGCCGCUGUGGGUCUACAGCCUGCGCGGGCUGGAGGAGCUUCACCUCUCCGGCCUCUUCAGCCAGGAACUGGGGAAGACGUCUGGCUUGGAGAGCCUGCGAGAGCUGAAGAAUCUCAAGGUGCUCUCGUUGCACAGCAACAUCUCCAAGGUGCCGCCCAGCGUGACUGAUGUCUCAGCUCACCUGCAGCGCCUGUGCAUCCUCAACGACGGCACCAAGCUGGUGACGCUCAACAACCUCAAGAAGCUGGUCAAUGUGCGGGAGCUGGAGCUGGUCAACUGCAACCUGGAGCGCAUCCCCCAUGCCGUAUUCAGCCUGGUCAACCUGCAGGAGCUGGACCUGAAAGACAACCAGCUACGCUCCAUUGAGGAGAUCCUCAGCUUCCAGCACUGCCGCAAGCUCGUCUGCCUUAAGCUCUGGAACAACCACAUUGCUUAUAUCCCCGAGCACAUCCGGAAGCUCAAGGGCCUGGAGCAGCUAUACCUCAACUGCAACAAAAUAGAGACCCUGCCCUCCCAGCUCUUCCUCUGCAUCAAGCUCCGCUGCCUUGACCUCUCCAACAACAGCAUCCAGGUUAUCCCCCCGGAGGUAGGUGUGCUCCAGAAUCUCCAAUACUUCGCCAUCUCCUCCAACUCAGUGGAGACCUUGCCCGAUGAGCUCUUCUUCUGCAAGAAGCUGAAGACUCUGAUGGUGGGUCACAACAAGCUCUCCACCCUCUCCCCCCGCCUGGGUAACCUCUCCUUGCUCAGCAAGCUGGAGUUGAAGGGGAACCGUCUGGAGGCCUUGCCGCCUCAGAUCGGGCGGUGCCAGGCGCUCAAGCGCAGUGGCUUGGUGGUGGAGAGCACCCUCUAUGAGACGCUGCCCACGGACAUCCGUGAGAGGCUGGAGAGUGAAUGAGAAGAGGGGACAGUCAGCAGCAGGGGCAGGCUCUUUGGUCACCUGCAGAAAGACUCUCCCGGAUGACUAGAGCUGGGAAG
Molecule: messenger RNA, 2530 nt
Organism: Gopherus evgoodei (Goodes thornscrub tortoise)
Lineage: Eukaryota; Metazoa; Chordata; Testudines; Testudinidae
Product: volume-regulated anion channel subunit LRRC8E-like
Molecular function (GO): protein binding
Source: RefSeq, a predicted model, not a curated record